AUGCCUACUUUUAUCAAGAAAGGGGCAACAGGUAGGAUAAAUGCGGAACGACUUUAUGCUUUUAACAAGACCCUCAAGAAAGAAGCAUUGCGCGAGCGAACUUAUUGGGAGGUAAGUAAGGACAGUCACCCAAUUAACCGCUGGUCAUACCGUCGCUGGAAGGAGCGCAAUGAAGAACUGGCGAUAUUCGAGGAUAAGCUUGAAAAGGUGCCGAUCGACCAAAAGUUCAAGGUGAAGAAGUUGUUGACAGUAGCCAACAUAUCCGUAGUAGGCCCAAUGGUUUUAUUCCUGUACUUUGUCUUUUGCUAUUGGCGUCACCGUAUAUGGGGUAUUACUCCAAUUGAUGGCGCAGGUGCUAUUGCAAGAGGCGUGCAGAACCUUCCAAGGCCACCCGGAUAUUAA
Trypanosoma grayi is the source of this 402-nucleotide messenger RNA. RefSeq lists its product as hypothetical. The coding region runs from base 1 to 402 and encodes 133 amino acids. The transcript has a single exon. Lineage: Eukaryota; Euglenozoa; Kinetoplastea; Trypanosomatida; Trypanosomatidae. The record is from RefSeq and is a predicted model, not a curated record.